Molecule: messenger RNA, 3945 nt
Organism: Syngnathus typhle (broad-nosed pipefish)
Lineage: Eukaryota; Metazoa; Chordata; Actinopteri; Syngnathiformes; Syngnathidae
Gene: cgnb
Product: cingulin b
Exons: 21
Coding region: 170-3550 (1126 amino acids)
Cellular component (GO): myosin complex
Source: RefSeq, a predicted model, not a curated record
CUUCCGACCAAUAGCGUGUCUCCGGAGGCGUGGCCACGGCGGCCAGGCGUGUUUGGCAACAGGUUGCUCUGGCAGCGAGGUGCAGCGAUAGUCCCCUUCGUCUCAUCCCACCAGGACGCUUCGGGAUAUUUCCGUACAGGCUCCCCUGCGCACCAGCCAAGAAGUGGACAUGAGCACCCUCUCCGCCGACAGGAAGGCCCCGGUGGACUAUGGCGUUCAAAUCCGCUUCAUCAAGGACCUCCACGACACGGGCGGCGCAACGCCGGAGAAAUCCAGAGGGAGCAACUCCGCCUCGCCCCAUCCCGCCAGUAAAUACGGCGUGGCCGUGCGGGUUCAGGGGAUCUCCGGGCAGCCGUACGUGGUGCUGAACGACGGCGCCAAGGGCGACUCGUACGGCGUUCAGCUUAACACGCCGGGCGCCGGCCCCACGGCGCCCUCGUCGCCUUACAAGAACGCUCCCAAAAGCAAUGGCGUGGCGGAAUUCGCAGCGCCUCACAGCGCCAGUGUGAGUCAGUCUCCCGAGGAUGAGGAUGGGGAAAUCUAUCGGAGCCCCUCAAGAAGACCUCCUGGGGACGGUCAGGCGGGGAGCCACGGGGAGGAGGAAGCCAGAACCGCAGAACCUCAAGUCAAAGCGGCCGCGAGUGAAGCGCAGAAAGACCAAAAUGGGACCAGUCAGGAAGAGUACAACGAAGCCGGUUUGAAACCAGUCAAGGGUGCUGGGCCUAGGGGGUUCAAACAAAAUGGAUUCACAGGCUCCCCUUCGAAAUACACCAACAAGCAGGUUGCGGAACCGCUUACGGAGCCCCCGUUGACCGACGAGAAGCCCAUCGACACAAACUCCCUCGCUCCGAUCAAUAAGCUCAUCAGUAAAUUCAACAAUCGGACGCCGGGUGGAUCCUCCCAAACCAGGGGCCGGAGCGGCGCCCGGCAGCCGCUCAAGUUUGAAGAACGCAAGCGCUCCAGAAGCCUGGACGCCCGAAAGGAAACCUCCCAGCCCUUGCCGCCCUCCCCGACCUUCAAUCCCUACGCUCUAUCUUCCGACACGUCCAGUCGUGCGAGCUUCACGUCACACUCAAAAUAUCCUCCCAAGGAGACUUCUCCGGUCACAACCCAAAAACCUGAGAUCCCACCGAGGACUCAAAAAGUCGCCGGCGGUGGGGUGAAGACUCCCACCAAGCAAGCUAUUUACAACGGUCCGAAAGAAGGCACCAAUGAGACCGAAGCAUCCCUCGGAAGUAAGACCAACUUUAUCUACGAGACUCUCGGGGCUUUCAAGAAGGAUGGAAUCCAGAAGAAAUUCAACAUGGUGGAGCUGGAGGAGCAGCUGGCUCGCUGCAAGAAGCAGCUGCAGCGAGCCCAAGAAGAGUUGGCCGAGGAGCGCAUCGGUCGAGAGAUGGCCGAGUCUCGCCUACGUCUACAAGAAGAUCAGCUGGCCGAGCUUCAGGACGCGCUCAGGAGGGAAACGCCGACCCAUCCCGACUCGCUUAGGACGGACAUGGCGGGCCUGCAAGCGGAGCUGGCUGAGGCGUCGGCGCGGCGCCGCCAUCAGGACGAGACGCUGCGGCAGCGUGAGCGCGAGCUGACUGCCCUGAAGGGGGCGCUCAAGGAGGAGGUGGAGUGUCACGACCGCGAGAUGGAGAUGCUCAGGGAGCAGUACGGGCGAGACAUGGACAACCUCCGUAAUACCAUGGAGCAGCUCACGCAGUCGCAAGAGCAGAUCGAGGAGGAGCGCGAGCGCGUCAACUCAACCCUGGUGAGCCUGGAGGAGGAACUGGACAGCUGCAGGGAUCGAGGAGAGGACUGGAAGUCGCAACUGGACGCCACCUCGCAGGAGCUGCAACAAACGCAACAAAAGACGGGGAUGCACUCCGGCAGUCACAUGCUUCUGAAGUGUCAAUUGGAGAAGGAACAUUUUGAGAGCGAGCUGAAGGACGUUCAAGACUCGCUACUCGCCGUGCAAAAGCAGCAUUCGCCCUCGUCAGCUGAGGAGCUUGAGCGUUGCCAUGACGACCUGCGCCAAGCUCGCCUGGCGGCCGACGAGCAGCGGGACGCCCUCCGCGACAAGAACGACACUCUGGAAGCCCUCAAGAGAGAGAGCAGCCAGCGCAAGGCCCAGCUCCUGGAGCAGAUCGCCGAUAUCAAGGCGCAGAAUGCCGAGGUGGAGAAGAGCCUCCAAAAAGCCAAACAGGCUUCUUCAUCUUCUUCAUCGGUGGAUCACAGCACCAAUGCGGAGCUCCAGGAAGCAAACGCUCGGCUCCGAGAGAGGAUCACCCGCAUGAGGCUGCAGUCCAGCACGGCCCGCAACCCCGAGGCCGAGGAGGCCCUGGAGGACCAGAACCGCUCCCUCAAGACCCAGCUGGAAGAAGCUAAGCGAGGGACGUCGCGGCUAGCUAAGGAGAAGGACGAGCUGAGCCGCCGCUUGGAGGAGAGGGACUUGGAGCGUGAGGCCCUACGGCGGAGCAAGGGCGACCUGGAGGAGCAGAAGAGGCUCCUGGACCGAGCGCUGGAGAAGAUGAACAAAGAGAUGGAGGUGAUGAUGGGCGACUCGCGGCAAUCGGUGGCCGCUUUGCAGACUCAGCUGGACGAGCACCGGGAGCGCUCCCGGAAGGACUUGCUGGAGGCCCAACGCAGCAACAAGGACAGGAUGGCCGAGCUGCAGAGGGCGCAGAGCAACCUCAAGACUCAGCAGGAGGAGGUGUCCCGGUUGAAGAAGGAGCUCCUGGGCUGCAGCGAGGAACGAGACAGCGCUCAGCUGGAGCGAGACCUCCUCAGCAACCGCCUCAAGCACUUGGAAAGCGAGCUGGAGUCACAGAAGGGAACUCAGACGGACCGCAACCGCGAGAUCAGGGGGCUGGAGGAUAAGAUCAAGACCCUGGAGAUCGAGUUGGACGAGGAGCGAAGCAGCGUGGAGCUGUUGAACGAUCGCAUCACACGCAGUCGAGACCAGGUGGACCAGCUCCGCUCCGAGCUGAUGCAGGAGCGCUCGGCCCGACACGACCUGGAGAUGGACAAGAGUGCCAUCGAGAGGCAGGUGAAGGAGCUGAAGUCCCGCGUGGCCGACAUGGAGGGACAAACUCGACCCUCGGCCGGCAUCGCCGUGCUGGAAAGCAAAAUUCAGGAGCUGGAGGAGAGGCUGCGCAGUGAAGAACGCGAGAAGAGCAGCAUUCAGGGUUCUCAGAGACGAACAGAGAGGAAACUGAAGGAGGUCAACGCUACGCUGGACCAGGAGAGGAUCCAGCACGUAGAACAAAAAGAUCAGCUGACCCUGCGCGUGAAAGCUCUCAAGCGGCAGGUAGACGAGAGCGAAGGAGAGGUGGAGCGUCUGGAGGGAGUACGCAGGAAGGUCCUGAGGGAUCUGGAGGAGCAGCAGGAGCUCCAGGAGGCACUGCAGGCCAAAGUCACGGCCCUGGAAUCGGAAUUAAAGCGGAAAGUACAGAGCUCCCACCGCAGCGCUUUGACUACACUGAGCUCAGAAGACGACGACACUUUCUUCGACGUGAACGUCGCCGCCAUCUUGAACGAAAGCCACCACCAAGGCUCCAACUGUUAAGAGAAAAGUCUCAGCCUCAGUGCUUUAUGUUACAACUCUUCUUAAUUUAUUGAAUAUUUGAUCUUGAAAAAAUUUGUAUUUUUUUUCCCCAAAUUUAUGUUUUCCUGGAAAAGGAAAAUGGCUACAGUUUGAAUGUGACUUUUAAAUCAUCUGAGCCUAACUUGGACACCGACUGUAUUUGCGGUGUAUAUUCUUCAAGACAAUCGCACACAUCGACACUGUGACUCUAAUUUCAUUUUUAUAACCCAAAUACGAAACGUAACUUUUCACUGGAAGGCCCUCAAAGUAGUUGUUGUCGUUUGUAUCCUGGCUUGAACCGUGUGGAAAAUUUGCUGUAAUUUUAGCAGAUCCUUAAAGUAGAUUUUGACUAAUAAAACGAGCUCUGUGUCAUCACA